This is a messenger RNA of Tigriopus californicus, 855 nucleotides long. RefSeq lists its product as uncharacterized. The record is from RefSeq and is a predicted model, not a curated record. The transcript has 2 exons. Lineage: Eukaryota; Metazoa; Arthropoda; Copepoda; Harpacticoida; Harpacticidae. The coding region runs from base 146 to 610 and encodes 154 amino acids.
ACCAGCGAACGAGCGGGGGACACUUCUUUCAUUUGCCGGGAACUGUAUAAAUGGUGAGGAGAAAUAGUUCCAUAUCAAACAGUUCUGCAACUGCGCCACAUCGAUUCACGGUCUUCUUCCAAAACACUCUAACGUGCGAAAUCAAAUGUGCCACACACAGAUAUUGAUUGGCUUGGCCUUUUUAUUGGUAACUUACGCCUCGAGUGCGUCAUUGACGCCUCACGAAGAACACGUGGUCCUCAACCAUCAACCUGCUGAGCACCUCAAAAGGUCGCUGGGAGACAGAUUAAACACCCAUGAGCUCAUCUUCCGUAAACGAUCGUUAUUGGACGAUAGCUUCCAAACUAUUUCUGGCGGGAGUGGACCGGACCGGUCCCUCUCCCUCAGAUCCCCAGCGAAUUCCCAUGUCCAUUCCAUCGCCCAAAGGUCCACCUAUUUGAACGGAUUGGACACCGUGAGGUCCCUGACCAAAAGAUCGGCCGAACCCGCAGCUCCGUAUCGCGGCCACAGUUUCCAACGCAAUUCUUCGAUUCGGCGAAGGCCUAUCAGGACCCGCUCUCGGUUUUACCGCACCCGGGAAAAUCCUAACCGUGUCUCACCCUCGGGUUAGAAGUGAUUCGACCCUCCACACGCGACUCCUCGACCAAUUGAACCACACCUGCGAACCCCUUACCUCACACACAUCUCCAUGUUAUACGUCGUCUUAGGUCGAAUAAUUAUCUAAAUUGUGUCUCGUUGAUGUUUUGACAGUAUUCAAUGAUGCAAUUCAUGUGGUAAUUUCGUGUAGCAGGUCAAUCUACUGCUGCCUAUCGAUUUUUUUUUGUGCGAAAUAAAAAUAAAUAAACCUCAAAUUUG